Messenger RNA from Exophiala spinifera, 1389 nucleotides. RefSeq lists its product as uncharacterized. Gene Ontology annotation, molecular function: protein binding. Gene Ontology annotation, cellular component: Golgi apparatus; TRAPP complex. Lineage: Eukaryota; Fungi; Ascomycota; Eurotiomycetes; Chaetothyriales; Herpotrichiellaceae. The transcript has a single exon. The record is from RefSeq and is a predicted model, not a curated record. Bases 1 to 1389 code for a protein of 462 amino acids.
AUGGCUUCUUCCCACCACAGCCGCAAGCCGUCGAGUCGGGCUGCUCUUCCUCGACGCACAACCAAAGGACCAUUAGAUGCGCCUGGCGACCUUGUCUCCAGCAUCGAAACAAGUCCGACACCGCCCCUUCCUCAGUCAGCCAUACAAAGCCCAGGCGAUGAUGCUCCAAGACCACCAGCUGAGAAUAGGACUGAACGAUCCUCGACGAACCAGGCGUCUCGGACGUCAAGCUCCACGGAAACGUCCGCAAGCGAAGAACGAGAUAUGUCUUUUCUGCUCGACGCAUCCAUCUACCAUUCACUGUCGCAACUCGAGGUCCCUGGGCCGUUCCGGAAACCCUUCCUCCCAGGUCCGACGACCGACACCGUUGAACAAUCGCUGGAGCAGCUAGAUUCUCUGCUCUCCCAAUGCGACUAUCUACGUGCCGCGCAACUAGCAGGCUCAAUCCUCACCUCAGGGACCCUACGACCCACAGAUGCCAAAACAGUCUUCAGGUUACUAGCUGUCCGCUAUUCUUGCCUAGAGCUCUCUGGCAAUCUGCUCCUAGCGGCGCAAGAAGCCAAGGCACUCGAAGAUCUGAGCUCGACAUUCUACUACGACGACCCAAAGCCUUGGGAACCUGCCAAUGAGGAUACGGAUAUGCCACGGAAGGUACCCCAUCAUAUGAUGCCGUUCUCACUUAGAGUCCAGGCCUUGCGACUACAGAGCAUUGGUUUUUCAGACCCUCGCCGAGGUGUGACGACGCUAUAUGAUCUCGCCUUCGAAUGUAGAGAACAUCUAUCUGCGCCUGGACUCUCUGCAGAAGACCACUCAAUCUGGAACGAGAGGCUGCAGGAAAUCUCAAUCCGGAUCGUCAAUGCUUUGGUUGAGAUGGGUGAGCUAGAAUGUGCAGCUCGCACUUUGGCGACCAUGAAGCCUUCAGACGAUAAGGAUAUAGCUCUUUGGACAUCACGAAUGUUCUUGCUCAGGAUCAAAAUGGGCGAUGUUGGGCGAGCACAUGCCCUGGCUGAAUCCAGCACCUUGGCGGCUCCCGACAAGCUCGCCCUGAAAUCCUUAGUUGCCGUUGCCGAAGGGCGAUACGAGGAGGCCUCUCGUACACUGUCAGAGUGUGAAGAACGAACAGAUCCUGGCUUGAGAGCUCUCGUCAAACAGAAUCUUGCGGUUGCCCUUCUUUACAACGGCGAGGUGUCGAAAUCAAGAAAGAUAUUGGAAGAGCUGAUUAAUGAGGGCUACUCUUUCCAGACCUUGACCAUCAACCUUGCCACGAUAUACGAUCUCAGUGCAGAAACGUCCCGCGAUCUAAAAACGUCCAUGGUUUCCAAGAUCGCCAGCGACCCGAACACGACCGGUCAACUCCGCUCGUUUCUGAAUGCUGAUUUCAAGUUGUAG